AUGAGGGUGGAUCUGUGGGACCAUGAAGGUGGGACUGCUUUCGCAGAGAACAACAGCACCCUCUUCCUUUUAUGCACUGCAAAGCAAUCCAGCAGCUUCAAAUCCAACCUCAAAUGUGACGCCAUCUGUGGCAUUCAUCAAAGUAUUGACCAGAAUGGCAAUGGCUUCAGCACCACUGACUGUGAAAACGAUGGGUGCUCCCCAUGUACCGUGGGUGACAUGAUAGUGACUGUUCCUCUUCAGAAGGUGGUGGUGGCUGAUGCUGGCAUGAAUUUUACUCCUGGGGACAGAAAUGUGACAAAGGUCUGGAAUCAUCGGGACUUUGUUCAAGCUGUCAGCAUGAACGUGACCGUUGUGGUCCUGGGCAUCACCAUCAACUACAUCAGCGCCGCCAUGAUCUGCACGUUCACCAGGCAUGAUAUCUUCAAGCAGAACCCUCGCUACAUCCUUUUCGUCCACCUAGUGCUGAACAACAUGAUCCAGCUGACCACCAGCAUUACCCUUUUCAUCUGUUCCUACGCCUUCGGCACCAUUGUUGUCACCGUCUGUUUGCUGGUCAUCCUGCCAGCCAUCAUCACCACAAAUAACACUCCUCUGAACCUCGCUUUUAUGGCAGCAGAGUGCUGCAUUUCUGUCUGCAUGCCCCUCCGCUACGACUACAUAUGCACUGUCAAAAGAACAUAUAUUGUAAUUGGCAUAAUCUGGGCUAUAAGUUCUGCUUCUGUCCUGCCAGAUGUCUUCUUAAUGUUUGCCACUGAACAGAUGGAGUUCUUUCACACCAGAGUGUUCUGCAUCAGGGACACUACAUUCAGGAGCAGCUACAGUAAAUCCAAGAGGGACGUGUCUUACAUCCUGUUACUGGUGGUGGUUUGGCUCUCGCUGUUCUACUGUUACUUUAGAAUUUUGUUUGUGGCCAAAACUGUUAAUGCAGAUGCUAAAAAGGCAAGAAACACCAUCGUGCUCCACGGAUUUCAGCUUGUGUUGUGCAUGACGGUCUAUGUGCAGCCAAUGUUGACUCGGGUUCUCACGUACUCCUUCCCUAAAGGGACACGGUACAUAUACUUUUUUAAUUUUAUCAUACACCAAAUUCUUCCACGCUUUGCAAAUCCCAUCAUCUAUGGGCUACGCGACAAGCACUUCAAAAAGUAUUUGAAAAGGUAUCUGUGUACAUUUAACAGCCAUUCAAAGACAGCACCGAAGACGUCUUAAACCUCUGAGCUACAAGCGCUUUCAUCGAUUUUUUUUCUCACGUUCUCACUGUGGGCUCAUUUUUCACUUCAGCAUAAAGUCCUGUAACUCUGUGGAAAUGACUGGAACUCAGACAUGUUUAUUGUGCAAUGUAAAAGAGUCAUGAUGCCAUAAAUCAGUCGAAAAACAUUUUUCCCAUUCUUAACAUCCUAUUAGUGCCCACAGAUGUUUAAGACGUACAUUUUUACAGCCUCUACACACUGUGCACUCAUACAUCCACUCCAGAAGUAUAUUUCAUGCUGAAUGUUUCUUCCAACAGCUGGCUCCAUUUGAUGCAGUUUUUGAAUCAUGCAGCAUCUGUUGUGUUGACUGUCUGUCUUUUUUUUUUCACUCUCUGUAAUUUGUUUCCACACUUACCUCUGCUCUCUGUACAUGUGGUCAGAUGCAGUUCAUCCAAACAGUCCAUGUGACUG
Messenger RNA from Acanthochromis polyacanthus (spiny chromis), 1661 nucleotides. RefSeq names its product odorant receptor 131-2-like. NCBI's taxonomy places the organism in Eukaryota, Metazoa, Chordata, Actinopteri, Pomacentridae. The transcript is spliced from 5 exons. Gene Ontology annotation, molecular function: G protein-coupled receptor activity. Gene Ontology annotation, biological process: G protein-coupled receptor signaling pathway. The coding region runs from base 1 to 1209 and encodes 402 amino acids. Gene Ontology annotation, cellular component: membrane. The record is from RefSeq and is a predicted model, not a curated record.